Molecule: messenger RNA, 8799 nt
Organism: Stylophora pistillata
Lineage: Eukaryota; Metazoa; Cnidaria; Anthozoa; Scleractinia; Pocilloporidae
Product: tyrosine-protein phosphatase non-receptor type 13
Biological process (GO): protein dephosphorylation
Cellular component (GO): cytoskeleton
Molecular function (GO): protein tyrosine phosphatase activity; protein binding
Source: RefSeq, a predicted model, not a curated record
CUUGUUUCUUUUACCGUAAAUUUACAACAACUCAUUCGCAUUGACAGGAAUUUUAAGCACCAGGUGCUUCUGGACAGAGGGUUUUUUAGCUGUAUUUUGCAGUCUUUGAUACAAUGCACUGGGAGAUUUUCAUUUGGGGUUGAUUCGGCCUUUGUCUGGCAGGUUGCGAGAUAUGGACGUCUAAAAUUAUAUUUGAGCAGUGCCUCCAGAGGAUGAAGGGCAAGAAACUUCAAUAUUUUAUUUUUAUAUUGAGACUUUUGAGUUUAAGUGUCUCAGGUUAGAGUUUUACCAUGCCAGCCCUUACAGCAAAUUCAGUGACCCUAGAUGAAAUUCUUGUGGUCCGUGCUGGUCCUCUACGUGAAGAGGAGCUCUGGGCAUUGCUCUCUCAGUCUAGUGUAGCAUUACAAGAUGUGUUCAUCAAAGGUAAAGCAAGAAGGAAGGGCCUUCUCACCUAUACAAUCACACCUGAAAGUUUACUUCUCUGUCAUGAUGGCAAAGUCAAGUUUUCACUACACAUAGUUUCAUCAAAUAAUCGCUCAUAUACAGCACCAGAAAUGUACUCAAAACAGGGCAAACCUAUGGGAAGUGAGGGAACUCUGGAAAAGAUGUGUAUUUAUUCACUGGGAAUGACACUCUAUCAUGCUGCUGAGUAUGAGAUUCCAGUAGGAAAGCCUGUAAAUUUGAGUGAGACUUUAGAGAAUGUUCUUCUUUCUAUGUGUGAAGAGAGUUCUCAGUUACGAAUUUCUCUAGUAAAAGUUAUAGAAGUUUGUCAUGCACAUCGUAAAAGACAUCACUUUAAUGACCUCGUUGCAUCUAUGGUAGCAGCUGUUUUAGGUGAUGAAGUACCUGAUAAUGAUGAAGAGGAUUACAGUUCUGAGGAAGAAACAGUUCAUAUCAAUCACACUGAAUUCUUGAAUGGAGAGAGUUCAUCUCUGAUUGGUGAUGAAGUCAGUCCAAGAAGCCUGCCGUCACCUCCCCCCUCAAGGAUCAGCACAAGAGGCCAGGCAACAUCAGAAGAAUUGGUGGGAUCAAAUUUCAGACGGUCAGGCUCACCAACUGAAUUAGCCCUGGUGCCUCGCAAAAGGGAGACUCGCAUUCCUCAUGUUCUUGAUAAAUAUAAGGAUCACCUUGAGAGGGUUCGGAGAGAGCGACAUCAACAAUCUUCAGUGAACAGUCUCACAAAUGGUUUCACAAGCAUGGAGCAGUCACAGCCAAGCUCAUAUGACCAGUCAGAAGUAAUAUCUCCAGACCAGUCUUGGUCCAGGUCACAGGAUCAGUCAAGACCAAGCAACUCAGCAACACUCCAGAAUGGAACAUCAUGGAAGCAUUUACCAUCCUCAAGCUCAAAAACCUUGGAUCAGCAAGCAACAACAUAUGAGGGAGAAUACCCUAAGGAUGGGUAUUUUGAAGGACCCAUAAAAGGUCUUGAUUCUGAAGUAUACUUGCAAUCAAAACCUGACUUGGUUCCUGCUGCCAGAAGUUCAAUGUUGCGUCGUUAUGAUAGUGACACAUCAAUCACAGACACUUCUUCAAUGGUGUCUGGACCACGCUCAUCAGUGAUGUCAGGUCGUUCAUCAAUGAUGUCCAUCACACAAGGGAGCUAUGCACCUGAGUCUUAUAUGACUGAUGGUUAUGAAAGUGAACCUUAUCUCACCAGUAUAGGAAGCUCAGCUUCUAGGGCUGUAUUCAGGGAUGGAAGAGAUUCUCGUACAAUGAGCAGCCGUCCAUAUUCUUCAACAAUGGAUUUGAGGAAACAAGUCAUAACACAGCAAAGCUUACCAACUGGGACUGAUGAAGUGGAUCAUAGUCGCAAGGUGCCACAGCGUUUCCUCUCUGUUCCUGACAUACAUGUCAGUGGUAAUGCUCCAAAAGACAAAAAAGGGGCAAAAGGAUCAAGAACCAAACUUGGAGAUUUCUUUGGUCCUGAGUUUGUCCUGGUUGAGAAAGAUCCCAACCUGUCAGUUGUAAACAUCUCACCUAGGAAAGCAGGUUCUGUACCACAUGGCAGACGAUUAGUGACUGUGAUUAUGCUGAACAGACAAAAAUUGCAGAUGAUGAUUGAGGUGACAUCUACCACUCAAGACUUAUUUGACCAAGUUAUCAAGUACUUAGGAUUGACAGAAAAGUUCUUUUUUGGUUUGACUCAACAACAAGGUGGUGAACACAUCUUUUUAGAUUUGGAUGUAAAGUUAGCCAAGUAUGCUCCAGCAAAGUGGAAAGAAGAGGGAAAACAACCUACAGAAAAGUUUCUCUUACACUUUAGAGUCAAAUUUUAUGUGGAAAAUGUUGCACUCAUCAGUAAUCCACAGACAACUCAUCAGUUCUACCUACAACUGCGUGAAGACAUUUUGAGGGGUCAGCUUUACUGUCAUGAGGAGGCAUCCUUUAACCUUGGAGGACUUGCGCUGCAAGCAGAGACAGGAGACUAUAAUGGUGCACUCCGUGAUGAAUACUUCCUUGCUGAACAUUACGUUCCAAACAAGAUGAUAGAGAAAAUUUCACUUGAUCAUGCUACACAAGAGUUACCACGUUUUCACAAAUCAUGUCAUGGUUUGUCAGAAGAAGAGGCUGAACUUGAAUUUAUAAAAGAGGCUCAGAAACUUCAAGAGUAUGGAAUCCACUUCUACAAAGUACAAAGACAGAUACCUAACACAGGAGGAGGAAAGUCAAAGAAGAGUAAUAGAGAGUCAGUGUGGCUUGGAAUAUGUGUCCGUGGAGUCACUGUUUAUGAGGCCCGUGGACAUAUGAAAUUUCCUGUUAACAGACAUUCGUGGCCAUUUACAAAAAAGCUCUCCUUCAAGAAAAAGAAAUUUUUCAUAGAACCAAGGGAAAAUCCUGAUACACUUAAGAUGACAUUUUACACAGAUCAUUAUAAAAAGUCCAGGUAUCUUCUUCAGAUGAGUCAAGCAUUUCACAGGUUUCAGAUGAAGAUGAAGACCAAAAUGUCUAUCUUGGAUCAAGAAAUGUCUCAAAGUGCUGUUGAUGAGUCACAAGCCAGGGUUGAUAAUGGCUCCACAGAUGUAUAUCAUCGCCCACCAUACAUGAUGGCACGGGAAUCUUCUAAAGAACAGUCAGAACCACGUGCUGAGAAUACUCAUGAACGUCAGAGGAGUUUGGAAACCAAUCGACUGCCCGAUGACAAUCUGAGACAAACUUCACGAGACCCCCAGAAUGAAAGGAGGCGUUACUCAACAAGCGAUGAAUCAGAAGACAGCACAAUGUACCAAACACAGCAGAAACACACCCUGCCUGAGGGACUCUCAAUUUCAUCAUCUCAACGGCAGUUCUCUCAAGAUGUGGAUGAUGAGAGAGAUGUUGAUAUGCCUUACGUCAUUGAUUCCACCCUAAACUCCCAGAAGCUGAACAAAGUGAUAAGCAGAGAUUUGUCUGUUGAAGCACAAGAAGAAAGGAGCUCUGAAGUGGUGGCAUCUCCUGAUAGGGAAAUUUGUACCAUCAAGUUUGAGAAAGAACCAGGGAAAUUGUUAGGCAUCACUGUUCUUGGUGGUGAGAAUUCUAAGCGACUGAACCGUGGAAUAUAUGUCAAAUCUGUUACUGAGGGAGGUGCUGCCUGGAAAGAUGGUCGGCUGAAAGCUGGUGACAGAAUCUUAGCGGUGAAUGGCCAAAGUUUAGAGAGAGUCACUCAUGAGCAUGCAGUGUCUGUUCUCAAAAAUGUCACAAGCCCAGUGGAACUUAAAGUAUCACAGAGUUCAUUCCCUCUCUCUUCAUUAGAUCUCUCCAGCAUUCCAAAUAUAAGUGCAAUCAAUGAGGAGCCUCAGAGCCUUGAAAUCAAACCUCUGACACCAAGAGAUACAUCUUCAGCUGAACCUGAUCACAAGGAAAGCCUGUCAUCAAGAAAACAGUCUCCAGAACCUCAUCGUUCAACCUUCACUUUUCCAUCAGAGGACGAACCUGUCACUAUGAUUUCUAAAUCAAUCCCUCCUUCAGUGAUGUCAGUGCCAUCAGCCUCUUCACGCCAAAGAACAACUAGACAAGAUUUUGUUGAUUCACACAAAGUUUCCCAAGCAAAGUUCAGUUCCAACUCUACAGAUACUGGAGAACCUAGUAUUCAACGGAUAACUAGAAGUACGCCUCUAGAAGCUAAUGUGAUCCACAGCUCAUUACUGUCUGCUACAAUGCCACUGGUCUCAGCAAGUGUUGCAAGCCCUCAAGGGGAUUCCCCUAAUGGAAGGCAAGAAUCUCUCAGUGGUGAUGAGAGUGGAGUUUACAGUGAAGAUGCUUUGCCGGAAAGAGCUUUUGUUGUUGAAUUAGAGAAAAGAGAUGGAGGCCUAGGUUUGAGUGUCAGUGGUGGAAUAAAUACCAGUGUCAAGCUUGGUGGAAUCUACAUCAAGUCUCUCCUUCCCAACGGCCCAGCUGAUAUGGAUGGCAGGGUGCAAAUUGGUGAUCGUAUCUUGCAGGUGAAUGGUAUCAGCUUGGUAGGAGUCACUCACAAACAGGCUGUAGAGACCAUCAAAAUGGCCCCUCAAAGAACUAGACUUGUCUUGGACCGUUCUGUGGCAGUCAACAUUCCAAAGUCCUCUGGAAAAAAGACAAGGUCACAACCUUCUGACAAGCCUUUUAUGGUAGAGCUUGUGAAAGGUGUGGGAGGCCUAGGGCUGAGUUUGGUUGGUGGAAAGGGAGCUGGGGAAGAGCAUGGUGGUUUUCUCAGAAUCAAGAAGAUGUUUCCAGGACAACCUGCAGCAUCUUGUGGCAAACUUCAGAUUGGUGACAUUUUUCUUGAGGUUAAUGGAAAUAACAUGCAUGGUGUCACUCAUCAGGAAGCCAUAAAUCAUAUACGCAUGGGUCCUCAAGAAGUAAAGCUCCUUGUUAAACGAGACCCAUCCUCAAUUCCUCAAUCUCUUUUACAAAGAACAGGGUCCAAUGCCAGUGAUGUAGACCCUGCCCAAAUUCUUGCAGACAUUCAAAACAAGCUAAGAAGCAAUCAUUCACCAUCACUAAGUACUCGGUCAUCAGAUUCAUCAACCAGGGAACAGCAUUCACCUAGAGAUGAGAUUGUAAAGGUACAAGAGGUCUCAAACACAGAGGCACCUGUUAGUUUGAGGUCUAGUUUGAUGGCCACUGAACCAGUGAAGUACCCUGAUCACUCUGAAUUAAACCGCCCUGGGCUUAUUAACAGAAGCUCUGAACCAGCCAUUCAGGUUAAGACUGUGCACAACACUUUAGCAGCAACGAAUUCCCUACCUAAUGUGAUAUCAGUCAGACCAACAGAAAGUCCCAAAAUCAGUAGACAAGAGGCUUUCCACUAUGGUGAAGAGGAUGACGAUGGGGAUGUAUCUUCCCUUGGUGAUGCACCAUUAGCUGAAGAUGAGUCAAGUGAUGUGGAGGAUUCACGGAGAACAUCUUCAAUUGACAUUAUCCCAGCUAAUUGCUCUAUUUAUGAUGUAGCAAAUGUACAGGAACUUAUGGGGAAACUUUCCACUGUUGAAUCUCAGGAGGAAAGACUGGUUGAGCCCAGUGUAGCAGAAUCAGUAAAGACAUCUGUAGUAAGUGAUGGACCACCAUUGCAGGAGGAAGCUGUUCCCUUUUCUUCUUCAUCAGAGUCUGAGGGGUCUGAUGUGGAAGGAGAGGAAGAGCCAGUUAAUAAAGAUGAUGACAAAGCAACAAAUUCCACACCAAAAAUUGAGGAUGAAAAAAAAUCUGCAAGCAUGACUCCUAAGGAAGAGGUAUUACACAUAGAUUUGGUUAAAGGUUCCGGUGGCCUUGGUUUUACUCUGUCAGGAGGAGCAGACACUGUUGGGGGAUGCUUUGUGAGGGAUAUUGUUGGUGGUCCAGCUAAAGAGGAUGGCCGUCUGCAUCAAGGAGAUCAAAUACUGAGGGUGGAUGGCCAUGACAUUUCAAGUAUGAAGCACAUGGAUGCUGUUAAUAUUCUACGAGCCACAAAGCAGCAUGUUAAACUUGUAGUGCUGAGAAGACCAACAGGGUGUGUGGGCUCAACAAAGACAGGCCCUAUGGAAGUUGUCAACCUGACGCGGACAACCCAAGGUAGAAUUGGCCUGUUGAUCAAAGAGGGUGAAGAUCAAAAGAUUUAUGUUGAGGAUGUUGUCCCAGGGGAGCCAGCAGCUACUCAGGGGAGUUUGCGUCAAGGAGACCGAAUUUUAGAGAUCAAUGGCUCUAAAGUGGAUGGCGUUGGCUUUGUGGCAGCAAGACAGCAUCUUGAUGCAGCAAGACCAGUUGCUAGGUUGUUGGUGGAAAGAAGGCCACACGAAGUUGAAUCCAAAUAUGCCAUGAAUCCACAGACAAGCCAUGAAGUCCUUAGCCAAACACAGUCUCUUGAUAUCCCAGAUGACAACAGGACUGGUUCAAGUGAGGAUGCAUAUGACAGCAGAGAAGAAAAUGGUGAUGGGAAAGAGAUUGAUGAUGAUGAGGAAGAGGGUGAGCAGUUUACCAUGAAGCUUGAUAAAGGACCACGUGGAUUUGGCUUUAGUCUGGUGGCAGCACCAACAUUUAAUUCAAAUGCUCAAGGAAUUUUUAUCAAGACAAUAAGCCCGGACAGUGUGGCCGAGAAUGAUGGCAGGUUAAAAGUUGGAGAUCAGAUCUUGCAGGUCAAUGGAGAAGAUGUUCAAGGUCUCAGUCAUGCAAGGGUCAUUGGUAUGUUAAGAAAAAUUACAGGAACAGUGGAACUGGAAAUUAGCAGACCAUCUAAACUAUAUGGAGCAGAUGCUUCUGUGUCCUCAAGAAAAGGAUCCUUAGUAUCACCAGAGACAACAAGAGCCCCUCUUGAAAGAGCACCUCACUCUGUUGACCUUGAUAUUACCUUAGAGGACAAGGACAAGACACUUAGUGGAUCCAGAGACAUACAAGAUGAAGAUGAUGUCACUGAACUUUUGAAUGCUAUCUCAGUAGCAAAUGUUGAAUCAUCACCUCCCACAAGUCAAGUCCAACAUAAACAACCUUCUUUACAAAAACGAGACACAGAUUCUGUCUUAUCAACCUUACUUGCAUCGCUUGAACCUCCUCCUUCACCCCCCGAGUCUUUGCCCUCUGUAGAUCCACGGGAUUUUGACUCACAGUGGGAAAGUGGUUACAGUGAUAAUGAAGAAACUCCAGAUCUGGUUUCCAAGAAAUCUCGACAGUUUUUCAAAAGUGGAUCUAGUUCACCAGCAGGUUAUACCAACAUAGCCAAUGAUGUUACAAACAUACCCAAACCCAGUGAUAAUGAUACACAUGAAGUUAAUCAUACAGAUGUAAAUAAUGAACUUGCUCAUGACAGUAGUAUUGGAGAUGAAAGUAGCAGUGAUGUUGAUGAUGAUAUCGACAUCAAUGAUGAAGAUGUAUUUGACAUGCUAAGAGACAACAGCCAGCUGGUGAUUAACAUGUUGAAUGAGAAUGACACCACAUUAGCAGAAGGUGUUGUGGACAGUAACAAUACAGACAAUCGAGGUAUUCCUAGAAAUGGGAAUAUUCUUGAUGUGCUAGAGAGACCAUCCGAUGUGCCGCCACCUAUCCCAACCACACCUCUACCCUCAGAUGAUGAUGAACCCCCAGUCAAACCACCACCAAGAGUGGAAUCUUUACCAAAGUUUUCAGGGAGUGAUUCCUCUUCUAAACCAGUUGUAAAUGGUACAAUUAGUGGACAUGUCAGUAGAGAGGAGCCACCUUCUGCAACAGAACCAUUGAUUGAUGUGGCUGAAGAUGGUUGCUACACAGGACAUCAGCUUGAUGACCUCAUUAGAACUGUGCGUGAAAAGCUAGACUCAAAUGUUCCUGCUGAGGAGUUUAAGGCACUGAGAGAGAUCAAGCAAACAGAUGGCUGUGAUAAGGGAAAGAGACCAGCAAACAGGGACAAGAACAGAUACAGAAAUGUGCUGCCUUUUGACAAGACAAGAGUUAAGUUGAGUGGAGAUGGUGACAAUGAUUACAUAAAUGCCAGCCAUGUGAAGAUUCCAGUUGGUGAUGACAUCUACCACUACAUCGCCUCUCAGGGUCCUCUCCCCAAUACUACUGAAGAUUUCUGGCAAAUGAUCUGGGAACAGGAAGUGAUAGUUAUUGCCAUGGUAACAUUAGAGAUAGAGGGAGGAAAGGUUAAGUGCCACAGAUAUUGGCCUGAAUCUGAGGAUCAACCUUUGGUUUUCAAAGAAAGUAUGUCUGUGAGUCUUCAAAGAAAGGAGGAUUUUGAUUCAUUUGUAGAAAGAGAAUUUCAAAUCAAUAACCUUCAGACUGGUGAAACUAGAACAGUGUCUCACAUAAACUUCACCAGCUGGCCUGAUCAUGGUGUACCAAAGACUGCUGUGGAGUUGGUUGAGUUUGUUCGAUUUAUGCGGCUUCUUGCAGAUGGUCCAGGGCCUAUUGUUGUUCACUGCAGUGCGGGAAUAGGUCGAACUGGAGCUCUCAUUACUAUUGAUGUGGCAAUGGGUCUCAUGGAGAGAGAAUCAUUGUUUGAUGUUAAUAAAAUCAUCAGGAAUCUGCGUGAGCAGCGACAGGGCAUGAUUCAAACCAAAGAUCAGUACAUUUUCUGUUACAAGGCAUGUCUGGAUGUACUUCAAUCACUGAAAAGUACCUAGAGGAGUCAUUUCAUACAGGCAGUUGAAUGGCAUUUGCAUGUCAUGUUCUUUACACGAAAAUAAUUACAUAAGUUGUUUGGAGUUGUAAAUUUAUUUAUACUUAUGAUCCCUCGAAGGGCAUUUUGUCAGUUUAAGAUUUUCUGCCCUUUUUUAAUAAAAUAGAUAUCCUUGUGCUUGUUAACGUAGCCAGCUAGUAUAAUAUAUAGUUAUUUUUAAAUAAUAAGAACUCAGAAUUAUUUUGAUAUUUGUAUUUUAAAAAUCACUUGUCAUCCUUGUAUUC